GCCAAGCCCGCCGUCGAUCUGCCUCAGUUCGGGACCACAACAUCGCAAUGAUUGCGCCGAUGAGGGGUGCGUAGACAGCUUGUUGUGCACUCUCAUCAUGGCCUCCUCCACCUCGACGACAUUCGAUGUCGAUGUAGAAGAACAUCCGGCCAGUAGCGAGACCGAUCAGGAGCUUGUCCGACGCGCAAGCGAGGACACGGUUUAUGGCAGGAAAUGCGCGCUCGUGAAUCGCUGCUUUCAAGAAGAGAUAGGCUUUGGACGCUACCAAAUCGAACUCUUCCUGUUGACUGGCCUGGGCUGGAUGGCGGACAAUAUCUGGCUUCAGGGCGUCGCAGUCGUUCUUGUUCAAGUCCAGCAGGAGUUCAAGCCAUCCCGUGUCGAGUUCGCAACACUCGCACUGUAUGUAGGCCUUAUCUUGGGCGCCAGCGUCUGGGGCACUCUCGCCGACAUGAUCGGGCGCAAAGUAUCAUAUAACGUUACGCUCCUCAUUGCAGGGGUAUUCGGUAUAGCGGCCGGAGGUGCUCCUAACUUCGUGACUUUUGCGGCGCUCGUAGCCUACCUUCUAAGGUCUUUGACAUGCCUGGUGUUCGUCUUCCGCUUCUUCGUUUUCGACCUACAAGAGUCGUCAAAGUACCUUUUGGCGAGAGGACGCGACGAAGAGGCGCUAGAGGUUGUUCAUCCUGUUCUCCUCGACUAUCCUCGUCAUGACCGAUAUUACCAGGUUCUUCAGCACAUAUCUCGGCGCAAUGGCCGUACCAUCAGCCUCACAGUCGCUGAACUCAAGGCUGUGGAAGAGAAGGCCGGCCGAACCAAGGACGUGGGCCGGCGCUCUUUGAAGCCAUCCCUAUCGCAUCUCAAACCCCUCUUCAAUGGGCGUCGACUAGCCAUCAACACCACCAUGACGAUCCUAUUGUGGGGUUUGAUUGGCCUCGCCUACCCGCUCUUCAACGCCUUCCUACCGCUUUAUCUAGCAGACCGCUUAUCCGACAGCGACUCGUCCACCGGCACCACGUACCGCAACUAUACGAUCAUCUCUGUACUGGGCAUCGUCGGCCCCGGCAUCGCCUGCCUCUUCGUCGACUGGACGCGCUCGAACGCCAACAUCGACCACAAUGUCAAACACGCCGACAGCGAGCCCACCCGCAAGUUCGCCCUCGUCGGCCGCAAGCUCGUCAUGGCUCUCAGCACGCUCCUCACGGGCGUCUUCCUAUUCCUAUUCACGACGAGCAAGACCGACGCCGCCGUGCUCGGGUUCUCGUGCGCGUCCGCGCUCACGGCGAAUGCGAUGUACGCGGUGCUGUAUGCGUACACGCCGGAGGUCUUCCCCGCACCACAUCGGGGCACGGGCGACGCAGUGUGCUCUGCGUUCAAUCGGAUCGCUGGUGUGCUUGCGCCGGUCAUCAAGAUCGCGACGACGUCCAGGGAGGGGGGAGCGACUGGGAUGGCGGCGAAUUUACCCGUCUUCAUCUCUGCGUCUCUUUUAGUGGUGGCUGCGGUGCUGAUGGCGUUCUUGCCCAUAGAGACAUCAGGCAGAGCUGCAUUGUAGAGGUGCGAUGGAUGGCAUGAAUAAUUUCCUGGCGACUCCCGUUCGCAUCCGCUCGGUAGAAUAUUUCGAUAGUGCAUAUAGGUACAAACGUGGUCUAGGUUUCAUGCGGCAUGCGUGGUUCAGUACGCAUUGAACGUCGCAGGCAAACCCUCGGGGAAGUACUGCUUGAACAGCUCCGGGUAGUGGAUCUGUCCGACGUCGGGAUGGCUCUUAACCCGCCCGAUGAGAUUGACCUUGCCAGAUGGCUCGCGGUCGAACUCGGUAAAGUUGACAGAAUCAGUCUUGCUAACCUGCCCCCGCG
Messenger RNA from Schizophyllum commune H4-8, 1847 nucleotides. Its product is annotated as MFS general substrate transporter. The record is from RefSeq and is a predicted model, not a curated record. The transcript has 14 exons. NCBI's taxonomy places the organism in Eukaryota, Fungi, Basidiomycota, Agaricomycetes, Agaricales, Schizophyllaceae. Bases 98 to 1546 code for a protein of 482 amino acids.